Molecule: messenger RNA, 249 nt
Organism: Paraglomus occultum
Lineage: Eukaryota; Fungi; Glomeromycota; Glomeromycetes; Paraglomerales; Paraglomeraceae
Source: the annotation of a GenBank genome assembly
AAGAUAAAGGUGGAAGCGGAAGGUGGAGGAGUUGUCUUUGAGGAUGGAAUAUCGAUCUUUGAAGAUGCAGAUGGUCGCGUGGUGGUUGGUGGGAGUGGAAGUGGUGGAGGAGCGGAACGGAAAGAUGACGAGACUGACGAACUCUGGUUAAAACGUCAUUGUGAUGAAAAACUAGGACUUGGACUUUGCGAACCUGCAGGCGUGGUGAUGGAUGUGGAUGAUGUAAAGGGAGCCGAGAGUUUGCGCUGA